CCCUUAAAAUGUUUUGUGUUCCCAAAUCAAACUUUGAGUUUGUUUUGCUAUACUUGUUAUGUCCACAAAUCGUCUUUUACUUUUAUGAGAUUGUUGAACGGGAUGUUUCUCCAUAAUAACUUGUAAGAAGAAGCGCAUCUGAAUUAAGCCGCAAAAGUCAAAUUGGAGCGCUUUAAAUUGGAGAAAACGCUAUGAGCAGUUAACCGAAAUGAUUCGUUCGUUGAUAAAAAACAUCACAUCACAUCAUCUUCGCAAACAAACCAAGCUGAAAAAAUAUGAAAACUAGAGGAAUCAGGACUUGGAAUUAGCAAUGGAAAUAAGCAGUACACACUGCUUGGUCAAGGGGAGAGAUAAUUUGUGCCCGGGGGCAGAUAACUGUGUUUUUGCUGAGGUGUAACGAAGCGAUAAAGAACACAACCAGCAUGCUGCAUGGGCACGACGAUGUCGACGAAAUAAAGGAAGGACAACAAAACAGGGGGUGUACUUCGACUACAAAAGACCUGCAGGACGCUGUGUUCAAAAACUACUCAGGCGAAUUAGCCACCCCGGCUGGAGCACUUACUAUGAGAAGCAAGGAAUUAGAAAUCCAAGCCCUUCAGAAAGCUCUAAACAUCCCUGAAAUGCCCAGUCUUGUGCUACCAGAAAGGAUACACUGCCCUACUAGCUUAUACUCCAGUCAAUCAUUGAGAAACCCAAAUAAUCUCACCCUACUAGCAGCAUUGCUAGAUUGUUCUGGACAAGAAGGACCUCUUAGUUCAACCCUCAAUUUUGACCACUCACCAAUUGGAGAGAAUAUAGAUCUACCAGAACAUGGCCUUAACCAGAGCAACCAUCCUUUUCGUUUAACAAAUUCAACAUUGAACCCAAAGAAUGGUAUUCAACAGAGUAGCUUGAGAAAUUUGAGGUUUGAGGCACAGUCAUCAAGGCAAUCAGGGGUGAUGCAGGAAAGCCAUGUGUGGAAUCCAGGCGGACACUCAACAUCCCCAGUCCGUCACGUUAGGGAGACGCGGAGUCUAGAUGGUGAUGACUACAGGCGGACAUUGUUGCUGGAUAGAAUCAAGGAUGCACAUGCAAUCAUACAAACACAAUCUGAACAGCUGACCAUUGUUGAGGGUGAAGUGAGAAACCUGCAAGGCAAGCUGGAGACUAGGGAAGAACAGCUCAUGACCUAUCAAAAAGUUCUAGAAGAAACCCAAUGGGAACAGAUACAGAUGAAACAAUACCAAACAGAAGAAAUCAAUAAUACAAAUUCCCUCCAUCUAAGACUGAGCAGAUUAGAGAAGGAAUUCCACAGUCUGUUGAUCACUCAUAAUGCUCUUCUAUUGGACAAUAAAAGAAAAGAGAGCUUGUUGGAGCAGACCUCAUUGAGUGUUAAUCUCCUUGAGCAGACAAACAGGGAACUUCAUCAGAGGAACCAGAAGCUUUUGGACGAAUGUGCCUCUGCAUUUCAAAGCUACCAGGAAGCAUUUGCAGCACAGAGGAAACAAAAGCUUGAAAAGCAAGAAGCUUUGGCAGAGCUAGAACAAGUUAAACAGGAAUAUGAAGCAGUAAAGAUGGAAGUCAGUUCACUGAAAAGUAAAAAUGCAGAUUCAAAGACAUUGAUCAAAGCUCAGAUUUCGCAGGUUCGGCAACUUGAACAACAGCUUGCAGAACAAAGGGUGAUGAGUGAGUCAGAACAAGGGAAGCUCAGCCUGCUGAAAGACGAGGUUCAGCAUUUGAAAGAAACAUGUCAAAUGUUAAGAACAGAGAAAGAGGUGUUGCUCAAGGGCAAGCUUCAAGUAGAGCGAGAUGUGGACAAAGGGGAACAGGAAAGAGUGAUUCUUCAACAGAUUAACAAUAACUUGAAGGGUGAAGUACGAGAAUUGUAUGAGAGCAAAUCAAAGCUGGCAGAGCAGUUGGAAAAUUCACGACAAUUAAUUAAAAGCAUUGAAAACGAAUAUAAGAAAGAAAAGGAAACACUGACUGCUCUCACAUCUGAUCUCCAACAGAAACUCGGUGCCGCCAAAGACACACUUGAUAGAGAGCGAAGAACACUAAGGGACAAGCUGUACAGUGAACAAGAAUUGUUACAGGAAGCCGUGGAAAGGGCCAGGAAACUGUCUGCCGAAAAUCGGAUACUCGAGGAGCGAUGUCAAGAGUUGUUAGAAAAGAAUAAUAAACUUGUGGUAGAACAGCAUGAUCUCACAGAUCGAUCUACCGUAGAGCAACUACAAAGCCGUCUUAGGUCCGUGGAAGAACAAAACCGACAAAUAACUAAAGAAUACGAGGAAAACAAAGAGCUGCUGCGACUCGCCGAGACAGAGAAGAAUAUCCUGCAAAGAGAGUGCUCAUCAAACAAGCGUCUGCAAGCGGAGAAUUCUGAACUAAAAAACCAGCUUAAAGAAACGUGGGACGAGAUCACGGAGCUGACGGGACGCGCGGAGCAGCAAACUGGGGUGAUCAAGAGAUUACUGGAUGUUUCAAAGGAUAUCGCGAAGACAGACGGCACGAACAACUUGUUGGGAACAUCUGAGGAGCCGCCAAGGGACCUUCAGUGUGAAGAUUGCAGUUCUCUGAGACAAGCGAUGAACGCUGCUACACAGGAAAACCAACGGCUACCUCUCGAAGUUAGUCGAUUAGAGGAGGAGUUGAGAACUUCACAACACGAAAAAGAGCUCCUGAAGAAGGAUGUGUCUGACUUGAUAAACAACAACGCGACGCUGAGUUCGCAGAUACAGAAAGCAAGAGAAUUAGAGAAACAGGCACGCAGUGUCAAGAAUGUCCAGGAAGAGCUCAAACACAUCAAGGAAGCUUUGUCCAGGCUUGACUCAGAGAAACAUGAGCUGAUGUCAGAACUCGAGGCUCUGCGCCAAGACAAGAGCGUGUGGAGUGAUGAGAAAGCCGAGUUGACUAUGAGCAUUGCGGAACUACAGGCCGAGAAUGCCAGCAUCGAAGAGAAGCUCAAGACCAGCGGGUCAACGAGAGACACCCUGGCGGCGUGUAGUGAUGCUGUUAUGGCAGAUGACGCAUCACACAUCCAGAAAGCAACAGAAGAGGCGACCCAAGAACUGAAAACUAUGCGAGGGGAACUAGAAAAAGUCUUGCAGGCUUUGAACGAAAAGGAUGCGCAACUGGAAUUGCAGACACAAGCUCUGGAUCAGCGACAGCAUCAGUUGAACAGAUGGGCCGAGGAGGCGACGCGCGCCAAGAAGGACUUCGCUGAGAUGGUCACGAAAGCGUCUUCAAGGAACCAAGUGAUUACUGCUUUGAGAGAUCAGCUGGCCGAGAAGGCACAGGAAAAUGCCGAGAUCCAGGAGACCCAUACCGCGUUAAGGGAAAAACUCCACUCGCUCACGCAUCCAUACAGUGGCAUCCCGGGCGAGAGUCACGCAAUCCCUGAAGACAAGAAGCUAGUGACGGGCCACGCCCCUCCUUCGUCACUUUUAGACUUGCGGCGAGCGUCAGACCCCGCCCCCAUACGACCAUCAAGCGUACGUAUAGGUUCUGCACUCAUUGGCGUGAAUAACGAACAAAAGAACGAGCUGUAUUCACUGAGGCAGUGCAAUGAGCGAUUAAGCGCGCGAGUAGCAGAGCUGCAAGAAGAGAGGGAUUUCGCUAUUGAAGAUGCGCUUGACCUCCGAGAGGGAAUUCAGCAACUGAAAGAGGCAUUUGAAGAUGAGAUUGAGCGCGAACUUGAGCUCCAAAAAGAGCGCUUUGAACUAGAGAAGGUACGCAUCCUUGAGCACAAAGAAAAUAAAUUAUCAAGAGACGACUCUCUGUCAGUAUCAGGAGAAAUCUCUAAAUUUCAAGACGAGUUGAAGUGCUUGAGGGAAGAUAAGCAAAAUUUGGAAACUGAAAGAAAAAACCUCGAAUUUGAGCGGGACGAGCUUAGAAGACAAGUGGAAGAACUCUGUGAAAACAGGUCAAGAAGCCAGGAUAAAGGGGUUCAGGUUGACUUAUAUUUCCCAAGUCCGAAACGACGCGAGAACAGGGGACGAAAAAGGAGUGCAAGUGUUGGCUAUAUCACACCCAUUAUCACACUAGACAAUGCUGUCAACGGGUCAAGAACAUCCCCCGAUCGAGUGUCUUCUCGUACGCCAAGCCCACGCGUACCGGGCAUCGACUUUGUAACAAACGGUCAAAUUUCUCCGAGACGAAGUCCUGACCCGAACCACGUGACGAGCGUUCAUCGCACUGAAAACUUUAACGGAAAUAUGUAGCAGCAAAGCGAAUCAUCCACUGUGACUCUGAAGGUUUUGUGCGCAUUUGAAAAUUUCUGUGUUCUCCCAGGAAUCCCUUUUUCCUAGGGGCAAUACAAAUUUUGCGCGAAAAGCAAUGUGGCUCGAGUUUUUAACCAUGUUGCUAUUCGUUAACUAUUCCAGUAACAUCUAUACCUUUUUUUCCCUCUAUUUAUAACCCAAAAUGUAAAUAGUAGUUGUUUUAAUAUUAUUUAUUUAGGUUUUUUUGCUACUAUAUACAUUUUAAUAAAUGUGUUAAAUCGCCUA
This is a messenger RNA of Nematostella vectensis (starlet sea anemone), 4484 nucleotides long. Its product is annotated as centrosomal protein of 83 kDa. The record is from RefSeq and is a predicted model, not a curated record. NCBI's taxonomy places the organism in Eukaryota, Metazoa, Cnidaria, Anthozoa, Actiniaria, Edwardsiidae. The transcript has 33 exons. Bases 423 to 4199 code for a protein of 1258 amino acids.